AUGCUUUGUAAUAAAAAUGUGAAACUGCUAAUUCUGAGGAACAUAAUAUUACCUAACAAAAGAAGGAAUGGACAAUGCCAUUUUUAUUUUGAAUAUAGCACAAAUGUGGAAAAUAAGUACACUGAGAAGGAGAAUAAAAGUUUUAAUGAAACGUGGAAAACACUCAUUAGGAAUGAUUAUAUAACAAGAAUUGUUAACAUUUUUGAAAAGGCAAAUGAUACAAGUGCAAAGUGUGGAAGAGCAAUUGAUCGUAACUGUUGUUGCUACUUCGUCUUAGGAGCACAAGGAGUGGGGAAAAGAUUUUUUAUUCAGAAAUCGAAAGAUAUAUUUUUAAAAAAGAAGCAUUUAGGAGGAGCGAAUAAUCAGCAUGGUUUUCCUAAUUCAAGCAAAUUGCAAGAAGGAAGAAAAAAUGUUUUUUUCGAGUACGACUUUAAGGAUACAAGCGAAGAUGGAAUGAUAAUCCCAUUCCCUAUGAAAUUACACGCAUUGGAGGAGUUCCUUAAAUUUAAGUUACUGAAAGAAAUAAACGACGAUAUUGAAAAUAAAAAAAUUAAUUUAAAAGAUAUUUAUGAGCAAUUCAUAUUGAGGGAGGGAGAAAAUACGGAAAACUCUAUUUUUUCCAAAUUUCCAUUCGUUUUUAAACACAUAUUAAAUAACCCACAAAUGUAUGAUUAUUUAAAUGAUGAAGACAGGAAAAAUAUAGAAAUGGAAAUAAAAUUAUUAGAGACAAAAAAAUAUCAUUAUGAAAAUUUUGCUGCUUUUUUAAAUAUUCUUUUACUUAAAUUAAACGUAAAAUGCUUUUCAAAACAUUUAAAUGAAUUUAGUGCUUUUUUAUAUUUUUUAAAAAUUUUAGCAGAAUGUGAAGAAUAUGAAUAUUAUAUGAAAAACUCAAAAGGCAUACUUACGGAUUUUUCGAAUGGCUUAUACAUUUAUCAUUAUUUCCUUUCUUUAAUUACCUUUUUGCAACGCACAUAUAAAUAUAAUUUCUGUUUUAUUUUUUAUAAUUUCCAUUCCUUCCUUUUGAGUCCACACCCAGCACGCAAUUUUUAUUUUUUCACCAAAUGGUGUGAACAAAAUGUAGCCAAGCACAAUAUACCGAUUAUUACCCACUCGAUUAAAAAUAUUGAAAUGAUGAAGUCUAUAUAUAUUUACAACAAUGUGGUUUUGCAUUAUAUUAGUAAGUACACCACAAAUCUGUCUCUAAAUGAAUAUUCACAUGAUAUGGUAAAUAUUGAUCUAAAUGACAAGGAGAAGAACAACCCCCCUCCGAGGAAUGACAACUGUUCUUCUAAUGUUUGCAAAAAAAUGUUAAAAGAAAAUUUUCCUCCUUAUGAACACCGUAGAAAUGAAAAUGAUUCAAAUCAUAUGAACAGGUCAGGUGAAAAAAACAUGUACAGUCAAAAUGGGGUUAACAAUAAAGUUCCAGGAAAAACACCACUGCCACUGACGGGAAAAAACCAACACGAAAAUGGAAACCUUCACAAUGAAGGGAUACGUGUAAACGAAUUUCCGGAUAAUAAUUUCCCGCAUAAUAAUUUCUCGAAUAAUAAUUUCCCGCAUAAGAAUUUCUCGCAUAAGAAUUUUCCGCAUAAUAAUUUGCCGCAUAAUUUGUACAAUGCGUUCGUAGAAAAAGAUUUACAAAAUUAUGAUCUUAUAAGGCAAAAUUUGAUCGAAAUAAAUGAUUUGUCAUAUGACAUGGUCAGGUGUUUAAUAAUUCCAAAUUUUGCAAAAGAUGAAAAGGUAGCUAAGUGCAUAUACAACAUCAUAGGAGGAAAUGCACAUUUAAUAAAAACGGUUUGCAAAGGGCUAUACGAUCUGAAUAACCAAUUUAAUGAAAUUAAAAUGUGGAAAGAAAUUGAAAAUGAGAAAAAACGAAACAUUACUUACGACAUGGAUGAAGAAAACGAAGCUAACACCAGUAAUAAUACCAUAGACGAAAUUAUACAGCAUCGAAAAUUUGAGAAGCAAAAGUUAUUUUUAAAAAAUAUACAUGAACAUGUUUUACAUACAUUUAUCCUGGACUUUGAAAGGAAAAUACGAAAUUUCUUCAGCUUACCAAAUAUUGAGCAAAUGAAAAAGAAUGCCAAUUCUAUAAAGAAGGAUGGUGAAAAAGGAAAAGGGGAAGAUUAUGCUUCGUCACAGGGUAGUAAAAAAUAUAUAGAAAAUGAAAUACCAAAAAAGGGAUUAACUUAUAUCCAAUUUUAUUUCACCAUUUUUGAAGUGAUUAAAUAUUUUAUAAAAAAGAAGAAAGUAUUUUGUAAAAAUAUUAUUAAUCUAAAUAAUCCCAUCCUCCUAGGUCUCAUAGAUGUACACAUAAUUCAUUAUAACUAUGAAAAUAAAUACCUUGAAUUGUCUAACCAGUUUUAUGAAGUCUUGUUGCUGAAUUACAUAGAAUUUAAGUACAAACAAUUCCCUUUAAAAUAUAAAGCCCAGUAUAAUUUUAACUAUAUAUUAAACUAUAAGAUAAUACAACAUGAGUACAAUUUACUGGAAUCGCAGGCGUAG
This is a messenger RNA of Plasmodium gonderi, 2505 nucleotides long. RefSeq lists its product as hypothetical. NCBI's taxonomy places the organism in Eukaryota, Apicomplexa, Aconoidasida, Haemosporida, Plasmodiidae. The record is from RefSeq and is a predicted model, not a curated record. The transcript has a single exon. Bases 1 to 2505 code for a protein of 834 amino acids.